AUGUCCCUCCCUUCGCGACGGCCGGGCGUCGGCGGCCCGGCAACCAAGAACAGCAUCCUCCAAACGCUCCAAGCCGCUGAAAUGAUUGACAGCAAGGCGGUCUUGCCGGCUGAAAUCCUCUCCACAAUCCUCGACUACCUCCCCGUAUCCGACCAAAUCCGCUGUGCCCGCGUCUCCCAACGCAUGCGCGAAAUGGUCUACGAAGACUCCCGCUGGGUUGCCAGGCUGCGAAGUAUGGGGUGCUGGGACGAGGCGGCGGCGCGUCGCCGGUUUGACGAGGCGAUGAGGCGGCGGGCGGCGUCGAAUGCUGGGUUUGCUGCCGGGAGGGGGGGUGUUUCUAAUAAUGCGGCUGGUGGUGCUCCUGGAGCAGGCGCAGGCGCUGGGAGGGGAGGGGAGGUGAAUAGGCAGAGUUUGUUGUUUGAUGCGGGGUUGGAGGAGGAGAGGAGGAAGGUGUUGGAGGAGCAGAAGUUGAAAGAGUUGAAGGAGAAGGAGCAGCAGCAACAACAACAGCAGCAAAUAGCGGAGGUUAGGGACGGGUUUGAGACGAUGAAAGUUGCGGGGACAACACAUCCGACGCAUCAUGACCCGUCCACAGACCCGGAAGCGUUGCUGCAGGUUAUCAAGAAUGCGAGGAGCAUACGGGGCCUGGCGAGGCAGGAGUAUGGGAAGAUUUACGGUGCGCUGGCGCCUUUUUACUUUGAUCUUGUGCGGGCUAAGACACACACGGAUCCGCUGGUGUUCAAGGUGUUUCGCGACCCGGAAAGACAGGCACAGAUGCUGGCGAACCUCCGGGCGUUUGCGAGGAGUGACUGGGCGGAAGGGGCGUCGAAGCGGGAGGAGAAAGUGGACACGAUGACGGGGAUCUUUGAGAGCGCGGUGCUGCGAGAGUUUGAGCAAGGGUACGAGUUCUGGGACGUGGACGGGCGCAUGAACAAGUAUGCUCAUGUGCUGGCGGUGCUGAAUGAGAGCAACACGGCUGUGGAGCUGUUUAUUCAAAAGCACCCUAUCUUCACGGACCGCGAGGUGCUGGCCAACUCGAUGGACUGCGUGAACCAGGCGCUGGCGGAUAGUAUCACGUUGGAGCCGUCACGGCGGUUCUUUGAGGUGCUCGCGGGGAAAGUUAACGAGCAGGCGGGGAUUAUCCAGCGCAUCUUUCCCAAUGCGGGAGAUGUGUUUUGGGCGUUUGUCGACAAGGUCCGGGAGGAUAUUGUGAUGGAGUAUGCUACGCCAUUGUUCGACGAGACACAUGAGCGGAGUAUCCCCUCGUACCUCAAAGCUGUGUCUGGCUUGUUUGAGCAGAUGCUGCAGUUUCUGCGGACAAUAACACCGCCAAAGGGCGCCGAGGUACAACAGGGGGUCAAAGCGAAGGAGCUGGCCCUCAAGGCGUUUGAGCCGCAUCUCGAUUUGUAUCUGCAGGAUGAAACGGACGAUUUCAUCCGACUGGCAGAGGGACAAGUUGGGGAAUGGGAGAAGAAGCUGUCCGAGCAGGAGGCCAGUGCCGAGUCGUUUUACAUGGGCAGUUUUGCCAACCGACAGGCGGAUAAGAAGGAUUUCCUGACGUCGUUCAGAAAGGUCGUCAUGAUGCCUGUGACGGUCCUUCCUACGACCCUCACGGCGUUUUCGCUGCCGAGUCUCCCGCUAGGUUCGCCUUUCGCGAGCAAACCUGUGUCGAGCACGGCCAAUGGCAGUAGUGUCUUGACGCAAGAGACGGCGUACCAUGGAGCCCGCGUCCCAACUCCGCCACCAGCUCCGACUCCAGCCCCGGCCGCGGCCUCGGAUGUACUGUCGCCGCCGUCAACAAUAGACCGGGACAGUAGCAACAGUCCGCUACCGGACAAGGCACCGACGGACGAGCUAGCGGCGAAAGCGGCGCUUAUGACAUCCCGGUUGGAAGGGAUCAAGUCGUUGUUCAGCAUCGAAGUAGCGUUGAGCCUUGUGCACGCGGCCAAAGCCAGUCUGGGGCGAAUGGCCGUGUUCAUCCAGCUGGGCGGGCAAGCGGGCGAAGAGGCACGCGAGCAGUGCGAGACCAUCUUCGUGGCGCUCCUCCGCAUCCUUGGCAACAAACACGUCAAGCCCGGGUUCGACCGGGCCGUGGUGCACCUAUCGCAGUACAACCCGCGCGAGGUGAGCGAGCACGACAAAGGCGGCGUGGCGCCGCUGGUGACGUUCAUCGAGCUGGUCAACGUGGGCGAUCUGAUCUCGCAGAUGAUCGACGUGUUCUACGAGCAACAGCUGGCCGGGCCCAAGAUCGCGGACCGCAACGACUUCAUGGACCCGGCGGGCCUAGCCAAGAAGAAGUUCGAGCAGAUGCUAGACGAGAGCGUCGCGGCCGGACUCAACAAGGGCAUCGACGUGCUCAUGGACGAAGUGGAAUACAUCUGCGCGACCACCCAACUACCCACCGACUACAACCCCGGAGGAGGAGCCGGAGCAGCAGCAACAGCCGCAGGAGGCACCAUCACCCCAAGCGGCGCCAACACCCCUGACCCAACCUCCACCACCUUCGACAAACGCGCCUCCACCCUCACCUUACCCCCGGGCACCCUCGACAUGGACAUCGGCCCGACCCGCACCGCCCAACGCAUCCGCGACCUCGUCGCCUCCCACACCUCCAUGCUCGUCGGCAGCACCGACAAGUCGAUGCUAGAUGUCUUCAACGGCGAAGUCGGCCUCCGACUCUUCGCCGCCGUGUGCAAGCACCUCAAGCGGCAGCGCAUCAGCACGGAGGGCGCUAUCAAGCUGAUUGCGGAUAUGGCGCUGUAUUUUGAGUAUAUCCGCACGUUGAAGAACCAGGAUCUGCUGGCGUAUUUCCGGGCGCUGCGCGAGUUGAGUCAGAUUUAUCUGAUUGAUGCGCGGCAUCAUGCCAAGGAGAUGGCGACGAUUAUUGCGGAUGGGGAUCGGUUUGGGGGGAUUUUUAGGGCCGAGGAGGUGUAUGAGUAUGCGGAGAGAAGGGCGGAUUGGUUUCAGGUACGGAGGGAUGUGGAGAGGGCUAUGUAUGGGUUGGAGUGCUGUUUGAUGUAG
This is a messenger RNA of Dichotomopilus funicola, 3021 nucleotides long. RefSeq names its product exocyst complex component Sec10-like protein. Lineage: Eukaryota; Fungi; Ascomycota; Sordariomycetes; Sordariales; Chaetomiaceae. Bases 1 to 3021 code for a protein of 1006 amino acids. The transcript is spliced from 2 exons. Gene Ontology annotation, biological process: Golgi to plasma membrane transport; exocytosis. Gene Ontology annotation, cellular component: cytoplasm; exocyst. The record is from RefSeq and is a predicted model, not a curated record. Gene Ontology annotation, molecular function: protein binding.